This is a messenger RNA of Ascoidea rubescens DSM 1968, 2145 nucleotides long. RefSeq names its product WD repeat MDV1/CAF4 family protein. The transcript has 2 exons. Lineage: Eukaryota; Fungi; Ascomycota; Saccharomycetes; Ascoideales; Ascoideaceae. Gene Ontology annotation, cellular component: transcription repressor complex; nucleus. The coding region runs from base 1 to 2145 and encodes 714 amino acids. Gene Ontology annotation, molecular function: protein binding. Gene Ontology annotation, biological process: negative regulation of transcription by RNA polymerase II. The record is from RefSeq and is a predicted model, not a curated record.
AUGACUGAAAAUACAUCUCAUUCCAAUAGCAAUGUACUAUCCACUACUCAAAGGCUCUCAAAGGCUGUAACGUCAACUGCCACUGCUAUCAUAAACCAGUCUACAAACUCAAAUUCUACUAAUGACAUUCUAUUGAACUCCUCUCAUUACCAGAAAGCAAUUUACGACACCUUGAUAAAACCCUCAAAGGAAUUAGCUUUAUUUAACAAUAGUCUCAAAAAGAAAUCAACUGUCAGAAAAGCUCCAUCUGAAUUACUUCGCUCAAAAUUCUCGUUAAAAGAAAUUGAGUAUAGAGCUGUUACUCAUAUUCCUGAUGAACUACUAUUAAAUUUACCUAGGAAUUCUAAAAAUCUUGAUGAUGGCUAUAGUCUUUUCCAGGGGUUUAACGCUGCCAUUCCCCAGGUCAAUGAAGAAUUAUAUCUAUUUAAAGAAUUAAAUCUAUCUCAAAAUGCUAUCACCUCAAAGAAACACCAAGAAUUAAACAACCCCUUGCCAAUAGGAAUAACUCCAACCAAAAUCAAAACUUCAGACUCUGUGAAACAUUUAAACUAUUUUAAAAAAUUAAUUUCCUCAAAAUUAGAUUUACUAGAAAUAAGAAAAAACCUAAACUCAAAUGAAAUAAAUGAAAUCGAUCUCAAAAUCUCAAAUUUAAAUAAAAUGAGAAAAGUCUGUUUCGAUAAGAUAGCUAGCUUGGAAAAACAAGAAAUUUAUUUAGAAAACUCUUUAAACGAAAUAAAUUUAAAAAUUGAUCAAUUAUUAAAUGGAAAUUUAAAAAAUAUUCCUCCAUCCUCAAAUUUCAUGACCACUAGUACUAUCUCUCUAGACAAUGACGAUGAACUGAUAAGCAAUUCAAACAAAAACAACAUAAUAAACGAUGAAAAUAAUACCAGUAACGCCAAUCUGCUAUUAUCAGAAUCCAUCUACAACAAAAUUCAAGACAACCCACCAAAAUUAACAACAAGAAGAACCUUUAUAAAACAAUCUAAAUUCUCAAGAAAGACAAUGCCAACGUUGCAAAAAUACUAUAACCCAGGUUCAAAAAUAUUUGAAUUCCAAGCUCAUGAUACAUACUCAGGAAUAACCUGUUUUGAUUUUGAUUUACCCUUUGGAACACUAAUAACUUCAUCAAUAGAUUGCACAGUUCGAGUUUGGGAUUUAUCGCAAAACGAAACCGUAAGAUCGGAAUAUAGAAAUGAUUAUAUUGAUUUUGAAUCCGACACUGAAGAUGAAUAUCUAAGAUCUAAAAGCAAAUGCAUUGGCCUAUUGGAAGGCCAUCAAGGAAUGGUCAAUUGUUUACAAAUGGAUGAUAAUUAUGUGGUGACGGGAUCUCAGGAUUCUUGCUUGAAAUUAUGGAAUUUAAAUAAAAUUACAAACUUAGAUGACGAUAUAAUACCUGAAGAAGGCUCGAACGAGGAAAACGAUCCUUGCAUAUUCACUUUUGAUGAUCAUGUUGAUGAAAUAACAUCCCUAUACUUUCACAAUUACAACCUAUUAUCAGGAUCAUUAGAUAAGACUAUAAGACAAUGGGAUAUGCAAACAGGUACCUGCUUGCAGACAUUAGAUGUCUUGUGGGCUUCUACACACAACUCGGUGGAUCCAAAUUCUGUCACAGCAGCAAAUUAUCUCUCAUCCAUAAAUAUUGUCAGGAAUUAUGAACAAAAUUACACCACCAGCAGAAAUGGACAAGUACCGUUUGUUGGAACCUUACAAUGCUACGAUGCUGCAUUGGCAUCAGGAACAGCAGAUGGAAUAGUAAGAUUAUGGGACUUGAGAUCGGGAGAAAUAGUCAGAUCUCUCAUUGGGCAUACAGGACCAGUCACCUCGUUGCAAUUCGAUGACGUGAAUCUAAUAACAGGAUCGUUGGAUAGGUCAAUUAGAAUAUGGGACCUAAGAACUGGAUCAAUUAUAAACUCAUUUAAUUAUAAUAAUGGAAUCAAUAAUCUACAGUUUGACAAAAGCAAAAUCGUCUGCUCUUGCUUUGAUAAUACCGUAAAAAUAUUCGACAGAAUUGAAGAAAAACAUUGGGAGUGUGGAGAAGGAAUGCAGAAUGACAACUACAAAGGAAUAGUAAACUAUGUAAAAUAUAAAGAGGGAUUCCUCGUUGAAGGCAGAUCUAAUGGUAUGGUUGGAACAUGGUCCAUAUAA